Messenger RNA from Candidula unifasciata, 990 nucleotides. The record is from the annotation of a GenBank genome assembly. NCBI's taxonomy places the organism in Eukaryota, Metazoa, Mollusca, Gastropoda, Stylommatophora, Geomitridae.
AUGUCGCAGGUUCCAGAAAACGCACCACAGCACUGCCCGGGUACAGACAGCGAGGCUGCUGGAAAAGCUGAGGCUUGUGCUGGAUGUCCCAACCAAGCUGUCUGCUCGACACUAACCCACGAACCAGACCCAGCAAUCGCAGAGAUACAGAAGAAGCUGUCUAGAGUGAAGCAUAAGAUCCUGGUUCUAUCAGGUAAAGGAGGAGUCGGAAAGAGCACGUUCACGGCCCAUUUGGCACAUGCACUGGCAGCUGAUGAGAAUCUACAGAUUGGCGUCCUUGAUGUGGACAUAUGUGGGCCAUCAUUGCCCAGGAUCAUGGGCACAGAGGGAGAGACCGUCCACCAGAGUGGCUCAGGCUGGUCUCCGGUGUAUGUGCGGGACAAUCUGGCCAUGAUGUCCAUUGGAUUUUUGUUGGGCUCUCUAGAUGAUGCGGUCAUUUGGAGGGGUGCCAAGAAAUCUGGCAUGAUCAAACAGUUUCUGCGUGAUGUGGACUGGGACAAGCUUGAUUACCUGGUGAUUGACACCCCACCUGGAACAUCAGACGAGCACCUGUCGCUGGUUCAGUACCUGUCAGGUGCCGGUAUUGACGGUGCCAUCGUUGUGACCACGCCACAGGAAGUGGCAUUGUGUGAUGUUCGGAAAGAGAUUAGCUUCUGUCGGAAGACAUCAGUUCCGGUUAUUGGCAUUGUCGAAAACAUGGGAGAUUUUGUCUGCCCCAAAUGCCACAAAACAUCCACCAUAUUUCCACCCACCUCUGGGGGAGCUAUCAAAAUGGCGGAGAAUCUGGGAGAACGAUUUCUAGGAACUUUGCCAUUAGACCCAAGAAUAGCCAAGUGCUGUGAUGAAGGAAAGUCGUUUAUUGAUGAGAUACCAGAUUCUCCGGCAGUGGCUGCUUUCAAGAGCAUAGUUGAGAAAAUUGUUGAUUACUGUCGAGAUGUUGUUAAAAAUAAAGAGGUGGAAACUGGUGAGGCAUCAAUGGAUGUUUCCUAA